Lolium perenne is the source of this 1222-nucleotide messenger RNA. The record is from RefSeq and is a predicted model, not a curated record. NCBI's taxonomy places the organism in Eukaryota, Viridiplantae, Streptophyta, Magnoliopsida, Poales, Poaceae.
AACACGACACAAUCCAUUCGCUAUCCCUCCCUCGUACAAACAAACGCAAGAGCAGCAAUGGCCGUCCAGAAGUACACGGUGGCUCUAUUCCUCGCCGUGGCCCUCGUGGCGGGCCCGGCCGCCUCCUACGCCGCUGACGCCGGCUACACCCCCGCAGCCGCGGCCACCCCGGCUACUCCUGCUGCCACCCCGGCUGCGGCUGGAGGGAAGGCGACGACCGACGAGCAGAAGCUGCUGGAGGACGUCAACGCUGGCUUCAAGGCAGCCGUGGCCGCCGCUGCCAACGCCCCUCCGGCGGACAAGUUCAAGAUCUUCGAGGCCGCCUUCUCCGAGUCCUCCAAGGGCCUCCUCGCCACCUCCGCCGCCAAGGCACCCGGCCUCAUCCCCAAGCUCGACACCGCCUACGACGUCGCCUACAAGGCCGCCGAGGGCGCCACCCCCGAGGCCAAGUACGACGCCUUCGUCACUGCCCUCACCGAAGCGCUCCGCGUCAUCGCCGGCGCCCUCGAGGUCCACGCCGUCAAGCCCGCCACCGAGGAGGUCCCUGCUGCUAAGAUCCCCACCGGUGAGCUGCAGAUCGUUGACAAGAUCGAUGCUGCCUUCAAGAUCGCAGCCACCGCCGCCAACGCCGCCCCCACCAACGAUAAGUUCACCGUCUUCGAGAGUGCCUUCAACAAGGCCCUCAAGGAGUGCACGGGCGGCGCCUAUGAGACCUACAAGUUCAUCCCCUCCCUCGAGGCCGCGGUCAAGCAGGCCUACGCCGCCACCGUCGCCGCCGCGCCCGAGGUCAAGUACGCCGUCUUUGAGGCCGCGCUGACCAAGGCCAUCACCGCCAUGACCCAGGCACAGAAGGCCGGCAAACCCGCUGCCGCCGCUGCCACAGGCGCCGCAACCGUUGCCACCGGCGCCGCAACCGCCGCCGCCGGUGCUGCCACCGCCGCUGCUGGUGGCUACAAAGCCUGAUCAGCUUGCUAAUAUACUACUGAACGUAUGUAUGUGCAUGAUCCGGGCGGCGAGUGGUUUUGUUGAUAAUUAAUCUUCGUUUUCGUUUCAUGCAGCCGCGAUCGAGAGGGCUUGCAUGCUUGUAAUAAUUCAAUAUUUUUCAUUUCUUUUUGAAUCUGUAAAUCCCCAUGACAAGUAGUGGGAUCAAGUCGGCAUGUAUCACCGUUGAUGCGAGUUUAACGAUGGGGAGUUUAUCAAAGAAUUUAUUAUUUACAGCGUA